This is a messenger RNA of Dendronephthya gigantea, 3671 nucleotides long. Its product is annotated as alpha-mannosidase 2C1-like. The record is from RefSeq and is a predicted model, not a curated record. The transcript has 34 exons. Lineage: Eukaryota; Metazoa; Cnidaria; Anthozoa; Malacalcyonacea; Nephtheidae. Gene Ontology annotation, biological process: mannose metabolic process; oligosaccharide catabolic process. The coding region runs from base 27 to 3230 and encodes 1067 amino acids. Gene Ontology annotation, molecular function: alpha-mannosidase activity; carbohydrate binding.
UCUCGGAAUAAAGUUAUUUUAAAAAUAUGGAAGACGACAGAAAAGUGGCAGAAAACUGGGGUAAGAAUCUUGUUUUGAAAAGCAGACGAUGUACAUUUGAGAGAGCAGAGAAGUUUAUCUCGAAAUUAUAUUUCAGCGAUAUUAAUCUUCAGAGCAGACUUUAUCCCAAAACAAGUUCUGUGUUGGAAUUGCUGCAUUGUUCUGUAAAUAAUCGCAUAAAAUAUGAAGAUGCAGUAAAAUGUCAGUUUUCACCUGCAAAAGUUGGAGACAAGUUUGGACCCAGUUGGAGUACGCAUUGGUUUAAAGUGACAGUUCAAAUCCCAAAUGACUGGAAUGGAGAGGAAGUACAUUUUAGAUGGAAUUCAAAUUCAGAAGCAAUGGUUUGGAAACAUGGUAAAGCAAUACAGGGCUUAUCUGGUUCAGACCGUACGGAUUAUAUCCUAACGGAAAAUUCAGUACCAAAUGAGUGCUUCACCUUUUACAUUGAGAUGGCAUGCAAUGAAUUGUUUGGUAUUGGUGAAGGCACUAUGAUCAGUCCUCCGUCAUUAACUCGAUAUUUUGAUUUAUCAAUGGCGGAUAUCGCUGUCUUUGAUAGAGACUGUAACCAACUUAUACUGGAUCUUACAAUGCUUAUCGGUAUGGCAGAACAUCUUCCAGAAGACAACUUACGAGGUUCCCAGGCACUAUACGUUGCUAAUGACAUUGUUAACAUGUGUGAUGUGACUAAACCUGAAACAUUUGAACGCUGUCACGAAAUUGCCGAGACGUUUUUGAAACAAAAGAAUGGCGAGGGUCAGCACGUGAUUCAUGCUAUGGGACAUUGUCAUAUCGACACAGCCUGGCUGUGGCCUUAUGCUGAGACUGUAAGAAAGUGUGGAAGAAGUUGGUCUUCAGCUGUUCGUCUAAUGGAAAGAUAUCCCGAAUUUACCUUCACAUGCUCCCAGGCUCAACAAUUCGAAUGGGUUAAGAUUCACUAUCCUCAUUUGUUUGAAGAUAUGAAGAAAUUUGCGAAAACUGGAAGCUUUUUACCAGUUGGUGGAACUUGGGUAGAAAUGGACGGGAAUAUUCCUGGAGGUGAAUCAUUUGUUCGACAAUUUUUAUUUGGACAGUCUUUCUUUAAAGAAGAAUUUGGUUCUUUCUGUCAAGAGUUUUGGUUGCCUGACACGUUUGGUUACUCCGCCCAGUUACCACAAAUUAUGAGGGAAGCUGGAAUGAAAUACUUUGUAACACAAAAAUUGAGCUGGAGUUUGAUGAACAAGUUUCCGCACAAUUCGUUUAUAUGGGAAGGCAUUGAUGGAUCGAGAUGUCUUGCCCAUUUUCCUCCUGGUGAUACAUAUGAAUCCAUGGCCGGCGUUGAUGAUAUGAUUAAAACGGUGAAGAAUCUGAAAGACAAAGGCCGAACUAAUAACAGUAUGUUGUUAUAUGGGUAUGGUGAUGGAGGCGGAGGACCAACUGAAGAUAUGAUUGAAAAACUGAACAGAGUAAAAGAUACUGAUGGUUUACCAAAAGUAGUUUUAUCAAGUCCUCAAAAAUUCUUUAAAAUUCUGGACGAGAACGAUUCUUCUAAGCUCUGUACAUGGAUUGGUGAAUUAUAUUUAGAAUUACAUCAAGGAACAUUUACAGCGCAAGCAAAUAUUAAAAAUGGUAAUCGACGGAGUGAAUUUCUUUUACACGAUUUGGAAUUUUUGUCUUCCAUUGCACUCACCAAGAAUGCAAACCAGGGAGCGGAACAGUCGAAAGAUUCAUUUGCAUAUGCAGUUGAAGAACUAAAGCGAUUAUGGAAACUUUUGCUCUUGAAUCAGUUUCAUGACGUCAUACCAGGAAGUUGCAUUAAUGAGGUUGUUGUUGAUGCUUUGGAAUAUUAUACAGACAUCAGGGAGAGUUGUACCGGAUUGCUAAAACAAAGUUUGGAUGCUAUAAUUAAAAGGGCAUCUUCAGACGCCAAAUUAAAAACACCUCAACUCGUGGCUUUCAACACUCAUUCCUGGCCAAGACAAGAAGUUGUCAUAUUGUCCGAUACAAUUUCUGAACGAUUGGAUAAAAUAGUGACGCAAAAGCUGGGAUGUGGUCAGACUCUGGCUCUUGUUGAUGUUCCAAGUAUGGGUUAUGCUGUUGUUGAAAGUAAUGUAGAGUAUGAGCCUUGUAGUAUCCAGGUGCUACAGGAUUCAGAAUUUGUGGUUUUGAAGAAUUCAUUUUUAACAGCAAAAGUAGAUCGAUGUGGUCGUUUAGUAUCACUUAUCCACAACAAGAGUAAGAGAGACAUCAUUUCUCCAGGAUGUCGUGGUAAUCAGUUUGUUAUUUUUGACAAUGUUCCGCUAUAUUGGGAUGCUUGGGACGUUAUGCCUUAUCAUCUAGAAACCAGGAAAGAAGUUUCUGAGAACAAAGAGGGCACUCGUAUUGAGAUUGUGGAACAGGGGCCACUUCGCGUGUCUGCCAAGUUUUCCCUAAAAAUCAGUGAAAAAUCAUGGAUUACACAACAUAUUUUAUUGGAUGCUGUUUCUCCCUUUAUAUCUUUCCACACAAAGGUUGAUUGGCAUGAAAACAGAAAGUUUUUGAAAGUUGAAUUUCCUGUUAAUGUUCGUUCACCAAAUGCCACUUAUGAAAUUCAGUUUGGACACCUUCAAAGACCUACCCAUUUCAAUACAAGUUGGGACUGGGCGCGUUACGAGGUAUGUGGUCAAAAAUGGUUUGACCUCUCUGAAUACAACUGGGGAUGUGGUAUCAUGAAUAACAACAAGUAUGGAUUUUCUACCCGGAACAACGUCAUGACCAUUUCCCUCUUGCGGGCUCCUAAAGCCCCAGAUAACGAAGCCGAUAUGGGAAGCCAUGACUUCAAGUAUGCUGUUUUACCUCACACAGGAAGCUUUCAGGAUUCGGGAUUGAUACGGCACUCGUACAAUUUCAAUAACGAACUCAGACUGGUUCCUACAAAUACUGAUAUUAGUCGUGAACUAAGACGUGUUUCAUAUUUCAAAGUCACGAAUGAGGCUAUCGUUUUGGAAACUAUAAAGAAGGCUGAAAGAGAACCUAAUGCUUUGGUUAUGAGAUUAUACGAAGCUUUUGGAGGGCACAAUUCUUCGAAAAUUGUAUCACAAUUAGGCAUUUCCAAAGUUCAAAGGUGCGAUCUUCUGGAGAGGCCGCUGGAAGAACUGCCUUGGCAGGGUGGUGAUGGUCUCCAACUGGAUUUUAAACCUUUUGAAAUUAUCACAUUACUGUGCUUUUUAAUAUAGUUCACUAAAUAAUAGUUUCAAAUUUACUUAUAAGUAUAAAAUUCAGAAUCAUGCCAAAAAUUAAUCGUAAUUUAUUUAAAUCCACUGAAUUAAUUAGAUGUAUUGAAAAGACGUCAUAGAUGAUAGGAAUUUAAAGGACUUCCCAACUGAAAAGAACUCGUGCAUGCAUGGUGUUUCAUAUCUACCCUUAUUGACCCCAUGCAAGUGUGGGACAAGUUGCCUCAGUUUAUCCCAAUUACUUACGUAUUAGUUAGGACAACCACCUGGCCCACUACUGGCACCAGGGCGGUAGCUACCGCCCACUUGGGGGGGGGGGUGUUAAUCAUAUAUUCAUGUUUACGUAUCAUGCAUGGGAACAAUAGCUCUCAAAAGAAAUCAGUCGGGCAUAAGACAAAUGUAUGAAAUGCACCCCCCAAUUAAGCUUCUAGCUACGGCCCUGUG